AUGACAAGGUGGUUUCGCCAAUCCUGGAUUGUUUUGUCGCCGUCAGAUGCGAUUUGCUGCAGAUUGUGCAGUCACCGCUGCUGCCUGGGGCGUGCAUUGUGCUGCCAGCAGGAGCAUGAGGGGAGUGCUAUCCUGUGCGCGAUUUCGCAGGUUCUGAAUGCCAACGUGUGCGUCGAUGACCUGGACCUGGUUCCCAGCUGCCCGGCAGUUUGGGACCCGUCAAACUGCAGAUACUGCGUUUGUGUCAAGCGCAAGGGCCACAAGAAGCAUCUAUUGCUCCGCUGGAAAGGCAUGAAGACGGCCAAAGAGGUGGCGAGAACUGAGAGCACCAAGCUCCCGCUGAAGGGCUGCCCAGUGGCACUGGUUCCACUCUGCAAGUCUGGCUCGGGGACAGACACCAUGCAAGGGCUGCUUGUUGUUGUAUUCGAAAGUGGGAGGUGUGCAUGGCUGCAUCCCAGGUUGGCUAAAAUGCAGGUUGUUGGGAAGAAAACUGAGGAGGAGGAGCGCCGACUUGUGGCGCAAAUCAGCACACAUGGCCAGGAAAUGGCCAUCGCCAUUUGGGAGUCGACUAGGCAGAGGUAUGCUGUAAAAUUUGCUGCUGUGAAGCAGGACAGCAUUUCUGAAAUGGGGAAUCUGGAGCUGCGGCCGCCCAGCAGCAGUGCUGUGCUGUGUGGAAUGUCACACCUGGGCAGCAGGUUGUUUGUUGUUUGGUCGGAUAGCUCUGCGCAAACAUAUGGGCCGUCAAAACACUCUGUGGGUUUGGAGCUGCUGCAAACUCAUCAGCUAAUGGGGUUUGAUUUCACAAGGAUGAAAAGGGGUUCCAGAACAGAGGACCUGCGGACACUCCCACUUGGCGUUUCAGUUUGCAUGGCUAUAGGGGAAAGAGAUUUGCUGGUUGUAGCUGGACCACAGGUCAACUCCCCUGGCCUGAGGUAUAUUGUGUUCGACUCCAAGUUUGCCACUGUGCAAUCGACUGGCACGGUGUGUGAAGACAAGGGCAUGGAGUCUGGCCCUAUUAGGUUGGCUAAUUUGCAGGGGUUGCAGGGGAGAGUUCUGGUAACAGGGAGUGGGAAAGUUGCGGCUGCGACAUUCCCCAUCAAGCCAACUACGUUGGCAAGUCUCGUGGGUUCGCAGUCGCUGCAGCAUGGGAAGAGAAAGAGGCAGGCAAGCGGUGAGGACGAAAUCGAUUCGCAGGCACUGGCAAAGCUGCCUGCCCUUGGGUCCAAUGGGUCGCCUCUGCCGCCUCACACCCUCCUGACACUGCCAAAAUGGGCUAUUCCUCUCACAAGACCGGUGGAGAAUGGGUACACAGCAGUUGAGGCGCCAGUGGCUGUGCCCAUCCCCCAGGAUAGUGACCUUCUGAGGGUGACAGAAGCUGAUGGCGGGAAGACAAACGGCUUCAGAAAGCACACAAGGGUCAGCGAGCUGGCUGGCCCCCCUGCUGUUGCAUUGAAUCCAAUGCUUGGUGCAGGACACCACAAACUGCAUGAAAGGACAGUUGGUCUCUUGGAGCAUCUUCUGGACGGAUCUGCAAAGCCUGACUCGGAGGUGGUACCAAGCGUCAUUCAACUUCUACAGGAAUGCCGCACAAACUCUGUGGUGCUUACUGUGGACCUAGUUGGGUUGACAGCGGCGUACUGUGCGAAGCUGCAGGACUGGACAGGCCUCCGUGAGCUCCUGGCGUCCUGUCCCCUUCGCUCGCUGUCGGAGUGCUGCAGCCUUCCGACAACUACUGCUGCGGCUCACCAGUACGGGCUGCUCAAGCUCCUGCUUGGACACGUGGACCAUUUUCCCAACGGAGAGAUGGCCCCCCUGCUGACUCACCUGCUGUCCUCUGCGUCCGACGACAAGGCCGUGGAAUCGCAGUUCUACAACUACGAGCGGAUACGCUUGUCUGCAGAGGCGGCCGUGCACUGCGCCGAAGAGGCCACUGGCGAUGGCUUCCCUGCCACGCUGCAAGACGCCCAGACGCGUGUGCUUGGGGUGGAGGGCUUCUCGCCUCUGGAAGUUACCUUGCACCCGUUGCUCUGCGUGCCUUUGGACACAACCGAGCUGGCAGAUGCACUUUCCGAGCUGUCGAAUGCCCAUGCGGGUAUGAUGCUGAACUACCUGGAGAGGUGGCUCCACAAGCUGGUGGGCUUGAGGCGAAGUGAUGCAUCUCUUGCGAGGCAGUCGAAGGAGUCCGGUUUUCCGAACCUGUGGCAGGUCGCAGAGUGGGCUAGUUGUUUGCUGUCAGUGCAACUUCCCCAGAUGUCGCAGCACACCAACCAACUGAAGGUUGUUCAGCGCAUGAGGCAACACGUGGCGGAUUUGCUGAAGCACUGUCGCUCUUUGACUAGCUUGAGGGGUGUAGUAGAAAAUCUGCUCUUCAAGUCGUCGAUCCCCCUGCCAGAUGACCCGUUGGCAUCCAAAUAUUGUAUAGAGUUGAUCGACCUCCGUGUUUCUGAACCUUAG
Ostreobium quekettii is the source of this 2454-nucleotide messenger RNA. The record is from the annotation of a GenBank genome assembly. NCBI's taxonomy places the organism in Eukaryota, Viridiplantae, Chlorophyta, Ulvophyceae, Bryopsidales, Ostreobiaceae.